Messenger RNA from Gavialis gangeticus (Gharial), 3748 nucleotides. RefSeq names its product ubiquitin like with PHD and ring finger domains 1 (gene UHRF1). Bases 40 to 2406 code for a protein of 788 amino acids. Gene Ontology annotation, biological process: negative regulation of gene expression via chromosomal CpG island methylation. The transcript has 16 exons. Lineage: Eukaryota; Metazoa; Chordata; Crocodylia; Gavialidae. The record is from RefSeq and is a predicted model, not a curated record. Gene Ontology annotation, molecular function: ubiquitin protein ligase activity; protein binding.
GUCAGUGACCCCCACCCCCCUUCUGGCAGAGCCGCCGCCAUGUGGAUCCAGGUACGCACCAUGGACGGGAAGGAGACCCGCCGCGUGGACUCGCUGUCGAAGCUCACCAAGGUGGAGGAGCUGCGGCUGCGGAUACACGAGGUGUUCGGUGUGGAGCCCGACCGCCAACGGCUCUUCUACCGCGGCAAGCAGAUGGAAGAUGGUCACUCCCUGUUUGACUACAGUGUUGGACUGAAUGAUAUUGUUCAACUACUAGUAAGACAAAGCCCUGCUAUGCUACCAGCUGUUAAUAAAGAAAAAGACUCCGAACUCUCAGAUACAGACUCUGGCUGUGGAUCAGGCCAAAGUGAGUCUGAUAAGAAUUCCAACAAUGGAGAAGGAGCAGUGGAGCUUGAGGGACAACCCAGUACAGCAGCACAAGCUGACUGGGCUGAUGCAGUAUUUGGCCUCUAUAAGGUGAACGACUUAGUAGAUGGUCGAGAUAUGAACAUGGGAGCAUGGUUUGAAGCCCAAAUUGUAAAUGUGACUAGGAAAAAGAAGACCUCAGAAGAAUCGAAUGACAGUUAUACAGAGUCUAAACUGCAAUCAUCAGUUCCUGAAGAAGAUAUUAUAUAUCACGUGAAAUACGAAGACUACCCAGAGAAUGGAGUUGUACAACUGAGUUCAAAAGAUGUACGUGCACGAGCACGGACAAUUUUGAAGUGGCACCAAGUAGAAGUUGGGCAGGUGGUGAUGGUGAACUAUAAUCCUGAUGAACCAAAAGAGAGAGGUUUUUGGUAUGAUGCAGAGAUACUGCGAAAACGGGAAACCAAAAUGAGCAAGGAGAUAUAUGCAAAGAUACUACUUGGGGAUGCUGGUGAUUCCUUGAAUGACUGCAGAAUUACUUUUGUGGAUGAAAUUUAUAAGAUAGAAGAACCUGGAAGCGCUAGUCCAGUUAGUGCCAGCCCAUUAAAAAGACAGAGUGGACCGGUGUGUAAAUAUUGUAAAGACAACCCAAACAAGACCUGCAGAAUGUGUGCCUGUUACGUGUGUGGAGGCAAACAGGAUCCUGACAAACAGCUAAUGUGUGAUGAGUGUGACAUGGCUUUCCACAUCUACUGCCUCAACCCUCCCCUCAGUAGCAUACCAGAUGAAGAGGAUUGGUAUUGUCCUGAAUGUCGCAAUGAUGCAAGUGAAGUGGUUUUAGCAGGAGAGAAGUUAAAAGAAAGUAAAAAGAAGGCAAAAAUGGCAUCGGCUAAUUCAUCCUCACGGAGAGACUGGGGCAAGGGUAUGGCAUGUGUGGGUCGCACAAGGGAAUGCACCAUUGUCCCCUCUAACCACUAUGGACCAAUUCCUGGUGUACCAGUGGGCACCAUGUGGAAGUUCAGAGUUCAGGUGAGCGAAUCUGGUGUUCACAGGCCUCAUGUAGCAGGCAUACAUGGCAGGAGCAAUGACGGUGCUUAUUCCCUGGUUCUGGCAGGCGGCUAUGAAGAUGAUAUAGACCAUGGCAAUUCCUUCACUUACACAGGGAGCGGAGGUCGUGAUCUUUCUGGGAACAAGCGUACAGCAGGGCAGUCUUGUGAUCAAAAACUUACCAACAUGAACAGAGCUCUAGCUCUGAAUUGCAGUGCCCCUAUCAAUGAUAAAGAUGGAGCAGAGGCCAAGGAUUGGCGAGCUGGGAAGCCAGUCAGGGUGGUGAGAAGUGUAAAGGGAGGCAAACACAGUAAAUAUGCCCCAGUAGAGGGAAACCGAUAUGAUGGAAUAUACAAGGUUGUGAAAUAUUGGCCUGAGACAGGAAAAUCUGGUUUUUUAGUGUGGCGUUAUCUACUCAGGAGAGAUGAUGAGGAGCCUGCCCCUUGGACUAAGGAAGGGAAGGACAGGAUGAAAAAGCUUGGUCUAACAAUGCAGUAUCCUGAAGGGUAUUUGGAAGCUGUUGCGAACAAAGAAAAGGAGAAAGAAAAUAAAAGCGGCGAUGAGUUUGAGACCCCAACAGGAAAGGGAAAGAGGAAAAGGAAAUCAACAGGGGGUGAAGCAGAACCCAUUGCUUCUCCGAAAGGGACCCCAAAGAAGACUAAAGUUGAACCAUACAAGCUGACGUCUCAGCAAAAGGCUCUCAUUAAAAAUGAUGAAGCCAAUGAAAAACUGUGGAAUGAAGUACUAGAAGCUCUCAAAGAUGGACCGAAAUUCCUGAAUAAAGUGGAGGAAGCUUUUCUAUGUAUUUGCUGCCAGGAGGUAGUAUUUCGACCAGUCACAACAGUGUGCCAGCACAAUGUCUGCAAGGAUUGUUUGGACCGAUCUUUCAAAGCAGAUGUGUAUAGUUGUCCAGCUUGUCGCUAUGAUCUUGGCAAAAACUAUACUAUGCAAGUGAAUGAAACACUGCAGACCCUCCUAACUCAGCUCUUUCCUGGCUACGGCAAUGGACGGUGAUUCUGUAAAGCACUUCUAUUUUUCUUUGUUCAGACUUGUUAACGGGUUUUCAAUGGGCUUAAUUUAAAUAUGUAGUCCCCCAUACCCUUUCCCUAAAAGUAAAGUCUUCCUUGUUAUAAAAUCGACAGACUUUGAGGGAUCUGCUUUUGUCUGUUUGUGGGUUUUAUUUUUCUUCAGUUUUUUUUUUUUCUUUUAAUGUUAGACUUUGAGUUCAGGUUUUUUCUGAAACCUGCUGUUCAUCAACAGAACUCUUUUUUUCCCUUGAAUAUUACAACAUGCUUCCGGUAAGGCUGCUAAUGAGCAUAAAAGUUCUCAAAGUUCCUUUUCUCCCCCCCCCCCCCUCCCCCUUUUUUUUUUAAUUCUGAAAAUGGCUUGGUUGCUAGAACAAUCUUUUGAAGUCUGUGGAUUUGGCCAUAAAUGCCUACCUUUUCUUGGCAGUAUUUUGAUGCUCAAUUUUUCUGAGAUGGUUCCUGGCUUAUGACCCGUUACCCAGGUUGUGAACGUCUUGGAUUUUUUUUAACCUAGUUUUCUUAUACUCUUAUCAAGUUAUUAAAAGCCAUUCCCAAUCAAUUUUGUGUACAAAAAGCCUUUUUUUGCAUUUAGCCACGUAGUUGGGGCAAUACGAAGUACUACCUCAGUUGGACUUGUCUCUAUUAGAGAACUAUUUGUUCAGCCAGGUGCUGUCUUCUAUCCAGAAUGCCAUCGUGGAAUAUAGUAAAGCCAUUCUUAAGUGCCUUCGGUCCUUUUUUUGAAAGACUGGGCUCUCUGAAUCGCCAUUUUUCUUUCUCUUUUUCCUUUCUUUUUUUUAAGCACUGAAAUGUUUAAACUGCCAUCUGCAUUUUAUUUUGGGGUUGAAAUAUAACACUGUAGCUGUAUCUCUUUAGCAUGGAACUGCAAACUUUCAGGUUUUUUCCUAAUGCUAGGUGUGUUAUGGUAACGUGAAUUUACUUUUGUUUCAUUGCAUUCUUGUCUGGAAACGGAGAACAACAUUGAACUUUUAUGAACUGUUUUGUGUGUUAUUCCCUCUUUCCGCUUCCCCCCCCCCUUUUUUUAUUGUAUGAGACCAGAAAGGCUUAAUUUCCAGCUCCUCCUCUUCCCCAACAGUACCAAAGUUUGCAGUUUAAUACCUCAAGAUGACAGGGAUGUUUUAAUCACACUUUUACUGCAGACAGACGGGAACAAAUGUACUUGUAUUUUUUUUUAACUCUCACCCUUUUUAAAAAUUAUAAUGUUAAUAUUUUAGGGGCAGAAAAAACUUUUAUAGGCUUUUUUGCUGAAUUUGUCAAUUUUUUGUACAAUGUGCAAGUCAAAGUUCUCAAAAUAAAUAUCUGUUCAGAUUAAA